CGUUCGUUCAGAGCCAGCACCGACAGCCCAUCUGCAGCCAUCACCGAUGAAGACAUCCGUCCCGUCCACAACCCACACGACGUCCAACACGGCCAAAGCGGCCAAGGCAUCCAAGGCGGCAAAGGCAUCCAGGGCGGCAAAGGCAGCCGAGGCAGCCCGGCAUCAGGUCUUGCUCGGGAUCCUUGCCCAGGCAUUCGAAGAGACUCGGUUGCCGAUGCCUGAUGACGACAUGAUCGACUUUCUUGCCACCGAGCUGCUCGGUGUGUACAGCGGCCCGGCACUCACAACCGAAGCUAUCCUGGGGGUGCUGGGAGAGAUCCUGGUUGAGUCUUUUCUCUGCGCCGACAGCCGCUCGGCCCAAGACCUCUGCCAAACCAUUGCCCUACAUACCAGCCGCAGUGCCGGAGCUGCCGGGUCCGGCUCGGCCCAAGAGCCCCAAGAGCCCCAAGAGCCCCAAGCAUCGUUGGACCAACCCGAUGACGAUAACGAUGAUGAAGGCGGCAACGAAGGCGACGAAGAUGACGACGACAUGGUCUCCAUCGAAGAGGGCUGCUGUGCGAUCUGCGACCGGUACAUGCCGCUGACUUUCCACCACCUGAUCCCCAAAGAGACCCACAAGGCCAUGAAGAAGCGGCUGCGGCUCGACCAGGACGAGCUGAACCGCGGAAUCGACAUCUGCCGCCCAUGCCACUCGGCCAUUCACCGAAUGUUUGACAACAAGGAGCUGGCGACCAAGCUCGACACCCUUCCGAAGCUGCUGGAAAACGAGCGGAUACAAAAGUGGAUGGUGUGGGCCCGGAAGCAAAAAUCUGCGUACUGUAGCGCUGCAACGAGUCGUCUCGUUUUGGGUAAGCCUCAAGCUAUUCAGCAGGCCACCCAGCAGGCCAUCCAGCAGGCCAUCCAGCAGGCCAUCCUGCCAGCGGGCGAUGGUUCCCAUGCAAGGGCCAUGCUCUCCAUGACCGACCGGGCCGCAUCCGAACUUCCCCCAUCUGCAUCCGCCGGGGCUUCGGCUUGGGUCGGCAGGCGCAUUGUCUUCAACAGCCAGAUCGGCACUGUCCGUUUCUUCGGCGCCCUGCCUGGAACUCCUGAGGGAUCGACCUGGCUGGGCGUCGAAUGGGACGAUCCCGCCCACGGCAAACACUCUGGUGAGCUUCAGGGCGUCUCCUAUUUCCAUACGGCCACCCCUGGAGCCGGAUCGUUCGUGAAGCUCUCUGAGAAGGUGCUGGUCGGUCGCGAGUUCCUGGAUGCCCUCCGAGAAAAGUACCUGGCCGCCCAGCCCGAAGACGGAGUGAUCACCCUUGGCGGAAACAGCAAGAUCGAAGUCGAGACCGUUGGUUGGGACAAGAUCCACAAGGCCAUUUCCAAGCUCAAUGAGCUCCAGGAAGUUGGCCUUUCCAACUGCAUGAUCGAGCGCCGCGGCCAGCCAAAGUCCAUCCUGGAAACCUGCCCCGCAAUCCAGGACCUGGAUUUGUCCCGAAACCUCAUCGGCUCCUGGGAAACAGUGUCAGAGAUAUGCGAGGAGCUGCCAAGACUACAGUCGCUCCGUAUCUCCCAUAAUCGCCUGUCCGCAAGCUCGAUCGACCGGCUCGUCGUCUUUCCUCACCUCACCACCUUGGCCCUCAACUGGACGGCGAUCACCUGGGGCGAAGUUACUCGGCUCGCACGCAACUUUCCAGGCCUCGAGACUCUGCAUCUGGGCUUCAACCAACUGCAGCGCCUGGACGGCUCCAGCGACGAGAUUGCACAGCUGUUCCCCAAUCUCAAGCUCCUGAACCUCGAAUCCAACAAGUUCACGGCGUGGUCCGACAUCAAGAUCCUCGAUCGGCUGCCCCGCCUUGAGUCUCUGUUCUUGAACGACAACCAAAUCGCUGAUAUCGAAGCAGUGUCGAACCCAGAACAUAGCUUUGCGGCCCUGCGCUCCCUCAAUAUCACCCAGAACUCCAUCAAUAGCUGGAUGUCUCUCCAUCAUCUCAACUCGUACAACUUGGUCGAGGUGCGCCUCAAGCGGAACCCAAUCCUGGACGACUGUCCGGCCAACGAUCUGCACUUGACGCUUAUCGGCCGACUGCUCAAGGUCCAGUCGGUGAACGGUUCGCGAAUGUCGCCCAAGGAACGCAUCGAGGGCGAGGUGUUUUACUUGAGUCGCUGCGUCAAGAACGACUCGGACCUCAACGAGGCCGAUUUCAACGCCAAGCACCCAACCUUUGCUCACUUGGUAUCGCUCCAUGGCCACCCGGGCAAGCCCGAGGCGUCAACCAUGUCGGCUGCCCUCAAGGACAACAUGGUGACCUUGGUUCUGGAGCGACCCGACACUGGAAAGUCCGUGACCAAGAAGGUCCCCAAUACCAUGACCAUCCGAGCUCUGCGAACAUUGGCAGGCCGCCUUCUGGGCCUCACCCAGCCCAGCACAAACAUGGCGGUGGUUUACCAGGACACUGGCAAAAGCCUCGACAUGGUCGAUGACAUCCGCGACAUUGGCUUCUACAAUCUCGUCGAUCAAGACAAGAUCGUGUUUACUCUUUAG
Molecule: messenger RNA, 2524 nt
Organism: Polychytrium aggregatum
Lineage: Eukaryota; Fungi; Chytridiomycota; Chytridiomycetes; Polychytriales
Exons: 4
Coding region: 47-2524 (825 amino acids)
Molecular function (GO): protein binding
Source: RefSeq, a predicted model, not a curated record